Purpureocillium lilacinum is the source of this 2085-nucleotide messenger RNA. RefSeq lists its product as uncharacterized. Lineage: Eukaryota; Fungi; Ascomycota; Sordariomycetes; Hypocreales; Ophiocordycipitaceae. The record is from RefSeq and is a predicted model, not a curated record.
AUGCCUGCCGACAGGCUCCUCAACACGGUACUGCAGUACUACCAAGACGUCCACGAUGGCCCCAAGACGGACCAGAUCAUCGGCACCACAACGCACCUCUUGACGCAGCUGUCCAACCCGCUCAACCUCGGCGUCCUCACGUCGCAGCUGCUCACCGCACCCGCCAUCUGGCACCGCCAGGAUGGUCCGCGGACGGCGAUGCGCAUCAUCGGCAUCUACCACACCGCCGCCGUGCGUGUCCACGAGAACGAGAUCGAGCACGACAAGCACCGGCGGACACCGGCGCUGCCUCCGCCGCAGAGAGAAGGCGGCGGGCUGCGAUGCGACGAGUGGACGCGCGCCGUCGUCAAGGGCGCAGACGACCGCUCGAGGAGGUGGCAGCACCUGCUCGUCCUGACGGGCGUGCUGAUGGGCAUGGAGGGCAACGACCGCCGCGCCCUGUCGCGAGGGCUGCGCAACACUCUCGAGCAGGCCGUCGUGACCGCGGCCAACCUCGCCCUCGAGCACAACGUCGAGGAUGGGCUCCUGGCUGCCGCGUCCAUCGUCACGGCCCUCAACUUUGCCUUCCCCUUGCUCUCCGACCACUACAAGGCGCAAAUCAACUGCAGCGCGUUGCUGCCAAUGACGAUAUGGGCCGUCACGGGCGAGGAAGGCUUCUGCGAUGGCGAGUUCCUCAAGGCCAUCGCGCGGGACACUACUGUCAAUGCAGCGCAUGCGCUUCACUGGCCAGCGAACGCCCCGUCGUGCCAGCUGCUGCAGGACAUGGACAAGCAGCCGCUCAUGGCCAACAUGGGGCCGCUGUCCAAGCUGGCCGGCUUCGCGGUCGAACACGCGCACGAUACCGCGGCGGUGCUGCACGCACAGGAUGCCCUGAUCGUGUUCACCGAGAGAGUCCUCGACAACUGGCAAAAGACGGCCCUGAGCAGCAUCGACCCUUCCUUCGAAGAAACAUACCUUACGCCAGAGACGCGGCAACUGACCUGGCCGAUGCUGUGGCAGACGCUUCGCAAGCUCCUCUUUGGCGCCGUGGCCGUACUCCAGACCAUCGUCUCCCGCAGCUUGCUGGACCCCAACAUGCUCACCCACGGAAUGGGUCCAAGCAUUGCUGCCAAGUCGCUCCACAUCCUCCGAAACCUGAGCUUCAUCUCAUCCCGCCAUGGCAACAGCUCCUUCCAAGUUUACACCUUUUCCUACCUGACGUCCAUCGACGUUCUUACCAGAGAUCCUGUCGUCUGCGACGGGUUCUUGAGAGAGCUGCGGCCGGCGGACGUGGCCCCGAUACCCAUGACGCACCUCCAAAGGACCCUGGACCUUUUCUACCUAAACGUCGCCGAGCACCUGCCGCUCACGCUGUCUGUGGACUCGUGCGAGAACCUCAUUGUCAAGCCGGCAAUGACGUACUUGUCCCACGAGGGUCCCAUGUCACCCUCGAUGAUCGAGCUAUUUGAGUCGGCGCACAGCGCGAUACUCUCCGUCCUGUCGUGUCCGCAGCACAGCCCCCUCACCAUCAAGCUCACGCCCUUCUACAUCGUCAAACUCUUCGAGUCCUUUCCUCAUCAAAUCUCCCCCCGCCAAUUCCGGGUCGCCUUCAAGACCGUCAUGGAGAUUGUCUCGCCGCCCUUCCCCAUCGCGGCGAUGGAACCGCAACUGUCCGAGACGCUGCUCGAGAUGCUGCGGUCCAGUCUGCCGACAGCUUCCACAGCACCCCUCCCGCCGACGCCCGACACGCUGUCACGAAACGGCGAGGCAGCAGAGGAUGAGGUGCCGCUGUCAGCGCAGAGCGCGCUCGUCAUGACCCUCAUCGACUCGCUGCCCUUCUUGCCUCUACCGCUGGUGGAGGAGUGGCUCGCCAUCACGGCGCAGGCCAUGAACGAGAUCGCAGACCCGCGUCUCCGAGCUCCCGUCAAGGAUCGGUUCUGGGACGUGCUCGUCAACGGCGAGAUGGACGUCGAGCGGUCCACGAUUGGCGUGGCCUGGUGGGGAACCAAGGGAGGGAGGGAGCUGGUCCUGUUUGGCGGCCGCGGUGAGGCGCCCAUGAUGAGCGGUGCGCUGUUGAGCGAGGGUGACAAGUCGAGCCGGCUGUGA